Molecule: messenger RNA, 637 nt
Organism: Cajanus cajan (pigeon pea)
Lineage: Eukaryota; Viridiplantae; Streptophyta; Magnoliopsida; Fabales; Fabaceae
Source: RefSeq, a predicted model, not a curated record
UAUCCAUACAAUGUCUCUCUCUGGUCCCACAAAAAUGUGAACACACACACACACACACUCUGUCUCUCUCGUGGAAGUCGCAGCACUCUCCAUGGCGACCACAGCGCACUCCCUACCCUUUCCACUUCUCAAACUCAAGCCACCCUCUCUCCCCAAAUCACACUUCCGCCGCACGUUCGUUCCCAAGUCCACUUUCAAUGCCUCCCCAAAACGCACCGUUUCGUCCACCACCUUCAGUCCCACGUUCCCACUUAACGGAGCCCGCAAAAGCAGACACGUGGCAGCAAAAUCCUCCGAAGCCGACACAGGAAGCGCUUCCACUCCCACCUCGCUCGGCCAAACCGUGUUUGGGGCGCUCCACUUGGCCGUGUCUCUGGGCCUCAUUCUGGCGGUGGAUAAGUUUCUGAAGAAAGCGUUUGUGGCCGCUGCUAUUAAGUUCCCGAGCGCGUUGUUUGGGAUGUUCUGCAUUUUCUCGGUUCUGGUUAUUCUUGACGCCACCGUGCCCGCUGCGGCUACGGCGGUGAUGGGGUUCUUCGAGCCGGCGUUUAUGUUCAUACAGAGAUGGCUCCCUCUCUUCUAUGUUCCCUCUUUGGUUGUCUUGCCCCUCGCCGUUAAAGACGUUCCCGCUGUAUGUUAA